This is a messenger RNA of Saprolegnia diclina VS20, 3737 nucleotides long. RefSeq lists its product as hypothetical. The transcript is spliced from 2 exons. The record is from RefSeq and is a predicted model, not a curated record. Gene Ontology annotation, molecular function: histone acetyltransferase activity; chromatin DNA binding; protein binding. Bases 262 to 3627 code for a protein of 1121 amino acids. Gene Ontology annotation, biological process: positive regulation of transcription by RNA polymerase II. Lineage: Eukaryota; Oomycota; Saprolegniomycetes; Saprolegniales; Saprolegniaceae. Gene Ontology annotation, cellular component: histone acetyltransferase complex; transcription regulator complex.
CUCGGACGCUGUCAACCGGGACAUCCGGAUACGGCGGACUGGGCCUGGCGGCUUGGAUUCGCUGGCGACGGUGCGGGAUACAAAGCGCAAGAUAAAACUUUCAAAAGGCGCUGAUUUAUCGAAGGAAUUCGAUAUUGCCGGCCGCAGCUCAUCUCGUUGAAGACGCGCUGGCCGCGCGUGGACGUCAGGAUUGCGCUCUACCUCAAGAAGAAGCAGGACACGUGGUGUCUCGAGGUCGCCGACAAGCCGCGGAAGCCUCCGAUGCACACGUUCGUCGACGAGUCGGACGAGAGCUCGAGCAGCGACAACGCGGCCGAGCGCCAGCCAUCGCGCGUGGACCGCCAGCACACACAGGUAGCGACAAAGACAAGAAACGGCAAGGCGCCGGUGCGCCCGCGCAGCGCCAGCGCGUCGACCGCCGUUCGCCAGACGCCACGCGCUGUGGCCACGCCGGCCGCGCGAUCGAGCCACAGCAUGGGACACCGACCCUCGCGCUGCGACCAGACGAUCAUCGACUUGACGGGCGCAGACGACGUCGAGAUGCAGGCCGAGACGCCGUCGAGCGGGGUGAAAAACACGUCCGAUCUCGCGAUCGCGCCGGUUCAAGUCGUCAAGCGGCGCAAGACACAACAGCACCUGAAGACCGCUUUGGGUACCUCCCGACGAUCGACGAGCGUAGUACGACGCACCGCGCUGCCGCCAUCGUAUGCCGCCGUUCUCCUCUUGCAUUCAAGGGGCUACCAGCCGACGCCGUCCUCGGCCAUCACGCACAUUGUCGAUCUGUGUCUGAGCUAUCUCGGCGACGCAAUGCGCGUCGGCGCCGGGGCCAAGCUAUGGAAGCAGCUCGCGAACGCCGACAAUGCCCACAAAGUCCAUGGUCAGCGCCUCGUGCAUACGUGGCGCACGCUCCAAGCGUCAUCAUCGUCCGUCUCAAUACCAUCGUCGGCAUCUGCACCCGUGGUCUCGACCGUCGGCAACGUUGGCUUGUGGCGCAUGCCCACCAACAUGGCCGAGUGUAUAUUUCUCGACAAGAUGCGACAGACCUUUCAGCCGUCGACGAUUCGGCGCAAGCCAAGGCGCAAGCAGCCGCGGUAUACGAUCCAAGGCCACCACAUGAAGGAGUUCAAGCCCCGGAAGCGCGCACGCACCGAACCGACGCCCAAAGCCGUCGUCGCCGUUGCCGUCGCACCGACACCGCCACCGACUGCCGUCGUUGAAGACGCAACGGACGUCGUCUGUACCCACGCGCACGUCUCGGGGUCCAACCCGAGUCUGCCCGACGGCUGGACGUACGCGCCGCUCCCAACGCCGCUCACGCGCGUCCAGCCGCUGGCCAACUUGAGUCGCGACCAGAUUGCCCUCCACGUCGAGACGUUGCGCUGCGACAGCCGGCUCACGCGGUUUCGGCGCCUCGUGCCCCUGCUCACUCGGCUCAUGGAGCACGCGCGUAACACCAAAGGCCUCUUCAACGCGCCGGUCGACCCCGUUGCGCUCGACCUGCCAACGUACAACGACAUCAUUGCCCGGCCGAUGGACCUCGGCACGAUCAAGAAGACGCUCGAUGCGGGCAAGUACGUCUCACUCGACGCCUUUGCGGCCGACGUCCGGCUCGUCUUUGAGAACGCGAUGCUCUUCAACGGCAAGGACCACUGGGUCCACGGGAACGCCAAGCUCUUACGCCAGUGUUUUGACGAUCUCUGGGUCGCCGAGCUCGUCAAAGCCGGUGCGGACGGCGAGAAGGCCGCGGCGCACGCAUGCAGCGUCUGCGCCGGGCACACGUGCGCGCUCUGUGACGACGGCUGCCUCGAGCUGACGCUGCCGCACUACCAGUGCUUUGGCAACUGUGGCACGGUCUUUCGGAAGGGCAUGAGCUACUACGUCACGCGGGACGGCACGCGCAUGUGGUGCAUGAAGUGCCGAAACCGCGGCAUGAAGGAAGAGAAAACCAAGCGCGAUGAAGACGAGGGUGGUAGUAGCAACUACCUACGCGGGGCGGCGCGCGCGCUGUGGCCGACCGCGGCUGAAAUGGCGCCGCUCUUGAGCAAGAAAAAGUGCGAAGUCGACGUCGAGCCGUGGGUCCGCUGCGGCAGCUGCGAUCGCUGGAUGCACCAAGUGUGCGCGCUCUUCAACGCUGUCGAAGACGCGUACGCGUCACCGCCCACGUCGUCCAGCAAUGCGUUUACGUGUCCGCUGUGCGAGCUCGCGGCCAAGCAAACGUCGACGACACCGUCGAUCGACUGCCGGAGUCUGCCCGAGUCGCCAUUGAGUAUCUUUUUGGAGCAGCGCUUGCGGGCAGCGAUUCCCACCGGCGACGCCGAUGCACUCUACGUACGCGAAUCGACGUUCGCGAACCACAAGUUCUUCAUGCCGCCGUCGAUCGUCGAGGCGUUCAAAAUGAACGCUGACGCGCUCCGUGCGGCGUGUCCGGACGCGGCGUCCGAAGCGCGCGAACUCCCGGUCCGCGUCUCGUUUGCGACCAAGUCGAUCUUCCUCUUCCAGAAGCAGCAAGGCGUCGACGUCUGCCUCUUUGCCAUGUACGUCCAAGAGUACAACGACGACUGCGAGCUGGUCGAGAACCGCCGGAGCGCGUACCUCGCCUACAUUGACAGCGUGCGGUAUCUCCAGCCGCCGUCGAUCCGGACGCUGGUGUACCACCGCGUCCUCCUUGGCUACUUUGACUAUGCGCGCCACCAUGGCCUCGACCGUAUUCACAUUUGGAGUUGUCCGCCGACGCGCAGUCAGUCGUACGUCUUCUGGUGCCACCCGACCUUCCAAAAAACGCCGAGCGUCGACCACCUCCGCGCCUGGUACAAGCGAGUGCUGCAAAAAGCCCAAGACGAACACAUCAUUGAUGGCUACACGACGCUCUACGAGCGGUACCUGGCGCCGCUCCAGUCCAAGUACGCAGCCAAAGCAGCGAAAGCCCCGGAAUUGCCGCCGCCGCCAACGACGCCAAGCGACAAGAGUGCAGCCAUUACGACCCGCCGCGUCUCGACCAAUACGCUGCUCACGGACAAGGACGAGUACCUCUGGCCGGCGCCUCUGCCGUUCUUUGACGGCGACAUUGUACCGUCCGAGCUCGACCGUGUCAUUCGGCAGCAAAAGUCCAAGAAGCGCAAGAAGAUCUGGGCCGCCGACGCACCGCUCUAUGACGACGAUGGGCUGCACCGCAUGCGCGACACGUUCACGAGCUUUCUCAGUGCCAUGAAGAUCGUCAAGGACGAUCUGCUCGUCGUCGACUUGGCGCCACCGACCGCACCGCUUGUGAUACCGUCGUUGUCGUCACCGCCGCGGUCGAUGAUGAUGCCGGCGUUCAUCGGGUCGCGGUUCUCGUUUCACCAGCUCAGUCUCCGCGCGUCGUACCAGUUUGACUCGCUCCGGCGCGCCAAGCACUCGACCAUGAUGCUCCUCCACCACAUGCUCAACGCCAGUGUGCCCCAAGUCAACGUCUUUUGCGCCGAGUGCGCACUCCUCCUGACGCACGCCGUCUACUGGCGCUGCACAACGUGUGCCGAGUACGCACUCUGCGACUGGUGCCACCUCUGUCACGGCGACCAGCACGCCCACAGGUUAGAGCGCGACGAGACGACGUCACGCGCCGACGACCACCUCUCGCUCGGCCUCUAAGAACUUACUAUUUUGCAGCUCGUUUGGCAUCCGUGUUGCAUAAGCUGGGUGCACGCAGUGUAAUGAGAGGCCACACAGCCCGUCCAUGCAACAUGAAACGUCCUCGCGGA